Messenger RNA from Carya illinoinensis, 2137 nucleotides. RefSeq names its product amidophosphoribosyltransferase, chloroplastic-like. Gene Ontology annotation, cellular component: cytoplasm. The transcript has a single exon. Gene Ontology annotation, molecular function: amidophosphoribosyltransferase activity. The coding region runs from base 120 to 1865 and encodes 581 amino acids. The record is from RefSeq and is a predicted model, not a curated record. Gene Ontology annotation, biological process: purine nucleotide biosynthetic process; purine nucleobase biosynthetic process. NCBI's taxonomy places the organism in Eukaryota, Viridiplantae, Streptophyta, Magnoliopsida, Fagales, Juglandaceae.
UUGUUUCCCUCGGAGUCUAGAAUGAGACGACCCAGUCCUUGUUACCUUUAAAAACCUCUCGCUGCUUCAAACUCUCUUUAUUCCUUCCUCUUCCUCUUCAAGCUCUUUCACUCUCUUCCAUGGCCGCCACCAAUCUCACCCCCGUCUCUUCUUAUCUCGCUAAACCCACUCCUCUCCCCCUGAACCAACCCCAUACCCAUAUUUCUCUAUCCUCCAAAGUCCUCCCAAAAUCUUCCUUCCCUCACAAACCUUGCUUUUCCCACUACCCCACCUCUUCUCACACCCACAAAACCCCUCUCUCAGCUUCAUCCAAAAACCCUCUAUCCGACCUUUUCCCCUCAAAAAAACAAUGCCCGGAAGAUCAUUCUCUGGAUUUCGACGAUGACGAUAAGCCCCGCGAAGAGUGCGGAGUCGUCGGAAUAUUCGGCGACUCGGAGGCAUCCCGGCUCUGUUACUUGGCUCUCCACGCGCUGCAGCACCGUGGCCAGGAAGGCGCCGGCAUCGUUGCCGUUAAAGACGACGUGCUCCAAUCGGUUACAGGAAUGGGAUUAGUCUCCGAAGUGUUCAACGAGUCGAAACUCGAUCGCUUGCCCGGCGAUUUGGCUAUUGGACACGUGCGGUACUCGACUGCGGGUUCUUCUAUGCUGAAGAACGUGCAGCCCUUUGUUGCAGGGUACAGGUUUGGCUCUGUUGGGGUAGCCCACAACGGUAAUUUGGUGAAUUAUCGUUCGCUACGGGCUAAGCUCGAAGAGAAUGGUUCAAUUUUCAAUACUAGCUCUGAUACAGAGGUUGUGCUUCAUCUUAUUGCUAUUUCAAAAGAAAGGCCUUUUGUUAUGAGAAUUGUGGAUGCAUGCGAGAAGCUUGAGGGGGCUUAUUCAAUGGUGUUCUUGACCGAGGACAAGCUGGUCGCGGUGCGAGACCCGUUUGGGUUUAGGCCUUUGGUUAUGGGAAGGAGGAGCAACGGUGCUGUGGUGUUUGCCUCGGAAACUUGUGCUCUUGAUUUGAUUGAAGCCACGUACGAGAGGGAGGUCUUUCCUGGUGAAGUUUUGGUGGUUGAAAAAAGUGGGAUUCAUUCACUUUGCCUAAUGCCUCAUCGUCAACCAAAACAAUGUAUCUUUGAGCAUAUAUACUUUGCUUUGCCCAAUUCGGUGGUUUUCGGGCGGUCUGUUUACGAGUCACGCCACAGGUUUGGAGAGAUACUUGCAACUGAAUCCCCCGUUGAUUGUGAUGUUGUGAUAGCAGUGCCGGAUUCUGGGGUAGUGGCUGCGCUUGGUUAUGCUGCAAAAGCUGGGGUGCCAUUUCAGCAGGGGUUAAUAAGGUCACACUAUGUUGGGAGGACUUUCAUUGAACCAUCUCAGAAGAUAAGGGACUUUGGUGUGAAGCUUAAGUUGUCACCGGUGCGAGCAGUGUUGGAGGGAAAGAGGGUUGUGGUUGUCGAUGACUCGAUUGUGAGGGGAACAACUUCUUCCAAGAUUGUUAGGUUGUUAAAGGAGGCAGGAGCUAAGGAAGUUCACAUGAGGAUUGCAAGUCCACCCAUUAUCGGUUCUUGCUAUUAUGGAGUGGAUACACCUAGUUCUGAGGAGUUGAUUUCUAAUAGGAUGAGCGUAGAGGAGAUUAGGGAGUUUAUUGGGUCAGAUUCGCUUGCUUUUCUGCCAUUAGAUAGAUUGAAGAAGUUGUUGAGUAAUGAUUCUCCCAAUUAUUGUUAUGCUUGCUUCUCUGGAAAGUAUCCUGUUGAACCUAGAGAACUUAAGGUGAAAAGGGUUGGUGAUUUUGUCAAUGAUGGCAUAAAUGGGAGUUUAGAUUCCAUUGAUGGAGGUUGGGUUCAAGCAAAACCCAAAACAGAAUUGGAGGUUAGUGGUGCCUAAUGCCCGUCAUACACGGAUGGUUGUGUUGCUUUCGAUUUGUCGGCUUUAUCGUAUAAGACCUUUUUUUAAUGAUCUAAAUGCAGCUGUAUCUGCAUCCUCAAAUGAAUUCGGAUUCUUAAAGCUAUAAUGCUUGUACAAUUUUGUUAGUCGUAGUAUUUAGUAUUUGUGAUGAUGGACAAUGAUCUGUGAGCAACUGCAUUGUCUUGUUAUAUCCAAGGUCAAGUCUUGUGUAUCAAGGUCUGCUCUGAUAUCUGGACUGAGUAUUUACCAUU